Molecule: messenger RNA, 1834 nt
Organism: Leptidea sinapis
Lineage: Eukaryota; Metazoa; Arthropoda; Insecta; Lepidoptera; Pieridae
Gene: mst
Product: protein misato
Exons: 2
Coding region: 127-1758 (543 amino acids)
Biological process (GO): mitochondrion distribution
Cellular component (GO): cytoplasm
Source: RefSeq, a predicted model, not a curated record
GGCAGGUGCGUUAUAAUUUGGACUUUAUGACUAAUAUAAAAAUAAAUAAACAGGUAUUAGGUAUUGAAAAUGGUAAAUUCUACCUUGAAAUUAAUUCUUUAAGUGUGUUUAAUACUUAUUUAAAAGAUGUCUACUCGAGAAAUACUAACUCUUCAAUUUGGGCAUUAUUCUAAUUAUGUUGGCGCACAUUUCUGGAAUAUACAAGAACUUAGUUUUGACUACACCGGUACUAUAAAAACCGAAGUUAACCACGAUAUACUAUACCGAGAGGGACAAAAUGCAAAUGGUCAGACUACAUAUACUCCUAGACUGGUUUUGAGUGAUUUAAAGGGGUCUUUAAAAACUUUACCAGCCACAGGAGGCUUACUACAAGAAACAGCUGAAGACUUUGAAUGGGAUGUAGUCGAAAAGAUAGAAGAGCCAACUACUUCAAAAAAUGAAUAUUUAAGUGACAUUGAUUCUGAAAAUCCCCCAGACACACAAAAUAAAAAGUACAACUUAGACGAAACGGUGAAUACUUGGACAGAUUAUUUGUAUCCAAGAUUUCACUCUCAAACAGUAAAUAUAGUAAAGGAAUACAGUCACAGUGAUAAUAAUGGGUUUGAUAUCUCAUGUAUGGGGCGUUCUUUAUGGAAAUCUGAUUAUGGUGAAACAUUUUCUGAUAAAAUAAGGAAGUAUGUUGAAGAAUGUGACAAUAUGCAGGGUUUCCAAGUAAAUUUUGACUGCUAUGAUGGCUUUAGUGGGCUUGCACUUGGUUGUAUAGAACACUUAACAGAUGAAUACACUAAACCCAUCCUUGCCCAUCCAAUGAUUGCCUCCUACUUCAGUGAUAAUAACCCAAGUAGUCAAGAAGAGAGAGAUAAAUCAAACUUAAAAGAUUCAGUGAGACUUGUUAACAUUGCAUUGUCAUUAGAAGAAUUGGCACAGCAUACUAAUUUAUUUGUACCAUUAUGUACAGGCGAAAAAGGAUGGAGAAAACCAGGCAGUCCUCGUUUAUUUGAGCAUGUUUAUUAUAAACCAGAACUUUACUACCAUUCUUCAGCUUUGUUAGCAGCUGCUAUGGAUGUUUUAAGUCAAAAGUACAGACAAAAAAGUAACUUCUUUACAAUGUCAGAUAUUUGUGCAGACUUAACUGGCUAUGGGAGAAAGAUGGCUUCUGCCUCCUUUCAAUUACCAUUUGCAAUGAAAGAGUCAGAGUAUCUAAUAGAUUACUUAAAUAAUAAUACAAAACCAUUAUAUACUUCUAUCACACCAAGUUGCAAGAUUGCAAAUGAUAAAAUUUUUCAGUUAAUUACUGUAAAGGGUGUUCCAGAAAGUUGUUUGAAAGCACCUAUGGAUCAAGCUAAACAACAAAUGGGUUUGGCAGCUUACAGAUGCAGAAAUGUAAAGGAAAUGUUUGAAUUAUAUUUCCAAGCUAAUAAUUUUCUUUCAGCUACUAAUAUUACCAUUUGUGAAAAACCAUUGGAAGUAAAAACACCUUUUCCAAAUAUAUUUUCAGAGGAUUUAAAUAAAUAUGGUUUUGUUAGAGAUGGUGGUAAUAUGACUGAAAGAAUUGAAAGUUGCCCAACAAUAGCUGGUUACCACAAUGGAAAUUUUAUGGCUAAUAUGAUAGAAAAACUUCACAGGGAAACAAGCAGAAUAAAAUUCGAGAAAUUGCAUAAAUUUAAAGAAGAGGGUUUAGAACCUGCUGAAUACUUAGAAGUUUUAAACAGACUUUCAGAGUUUAAAGAUAACUAUGAGGAUGAUUUGGAACUUUAACUCUUUUAUAUUAAUAAUUUAUGUAAUUGAUUAAAAUGCUAAAACUAAAUAAAAAUACCUUUGCAUUAUUCAUUAA